Pteropus alecto (black flying fox) is the source of this 6249-nucleotide messenger RNA. Its product is annotated as zinc finger protein 551. Gene Ontology annotation, biological process: regulation of DNA-templated transcription. Lineage: Eukaryota; Metazoa; Chordata; Mammalia; Chiroptera; Pteropodidae. The transcript has 4 exons. The record is from RefSeq and is a predicted model, not a curated record.
GGCAGUUCACUGAGUUAGAGGAUUCCCAGCCCAGGGCUGCGGUCUAGAAAGUGCCAGGGGGAAUCGUCUCCGCUGCACAGAGGCGGGUCCGAGUCUUGGAGGCGGCUUACCGCGGGGUGUCCCGCUACAGGCCGAGAUUGGGGCUUCCGUGCCACGCAGACUGCGCUUCGUCCAUAGAGUCCGAUGGCGGCGGUCGCGCCGAGGAUCCUGGCUGAGGGUAUGAACUUUGAGGACGUGGCCAUUGACUUCUCUCAGGAGGAGUGGGGGCUCCUUGAUGAGGCUCAGAGACUCCUAUACUACGAUGUGAUGCUGGAGAACUUUGCACUUGUGGCAUCUGUGGGUUGUUGGCAUAAGACGGAAGAUGAGGAGGUCCCUUCUGAGCAGAGUGAAUCGGUAGGAGAGGCACGAGUCAGGGCUUCUAAGACAGCUCCAACCAUCCAGAAGACCCAUCCCUGUGAGAUGUGUGUCCCAAUCUUGAAAGAUAUUUUGCACCAAGCUGAGCACCAAACAAUAUACUCUUUGCAGAAACCAUACUUGGGUGGCAGAUGUGUGAGAUACUUCUGUUUCAGUGCAAACCUUCACCAGCACCAGAGGCAUGCCAGUGUAGAGAAGUCCUGGAAAAGAGAUAUGGAUGGGGCCUCAUUUGCGACCAGCUGCAGCUUCUACAUGUCAGGGGAGCCUUUCAUCUGUAGGGAGGAUGGGGAGGACUUCCCAGCUACCUCAGGCUUUAUCCAGCACCAGGCCACUCCUAACAGUGAGGAGCCACACAGUGGCAGUGAGAGUGGGCAGGCCUUUCACAGUGGAAAAACUCUUUACAAGUGGAGUGAAUGUGAAAAAGCUGUUAGCCACAACCACAAAUGUAUUCACCGUCAGAGUGUCUGCUCUGGAGAAGGACUUUAUGAGGGUAGCACAUGUGGGAAAGCCUUCAGCUGCAACUGCAGAUGUGUUCAAUACCAGAAAACACAUAUUGGAAAAAGACCAUAUAAAUGUGGUGAAUGUGGGAAAUUCUUUAGCCAAAUUUAUAGCCUUAUUAAACACCAGAGAAUUCACAGUGGUACCAAACCUUACAGAUGCAGAGAAUGUGGAAAAUUAUUUAUCCAUAACUUCAAUCUUAUAAAACAUCGGAGAAUUCACACUGAAGAAAAGAUUUACAAAUGCAACGAAUGCGGAAAAAUCUUUAUACAGAAAUCUGGACUCAUUCACCACCGAAGACAGCACACUGGAGGAAUGCAUUAUGAGUGUGGGGACUGUGGGAAAUCCUUUAGCUAUAAAUCCAACCUCAUCGAACACCAGAGAGUUCAUACUAGAGAAAGGCCUUAUGAGUGUGGGGAAUGUAGGAAGUCCUUUAGACAAAGCUCCAGCCUUUUCCGACACCAGAGAGUUCACACUGGAGAAAAGCCUUAUGAGUGCAGCGAAUGUGGAAAAACCUUUAGACAAAUCUUUAACCUUAUUCGACAUGAGAGAGUUCACACUGGAGAAAUGCCUCAUGAGUGUAGUGAUUGUGGGAAAUCCUUUAGCUGCAAAUCUGAACUCAUUCAGCACCAGAGAAUUCACAGUGGAGAAAGGCCUUAUGAAUGCAACGAAUGUGGGAAGUCUUUUAGACAGUUCUCUAACCUCAUUCGACACCGGAGUGUUCACACUGGAGAAAGGCCGUACGAGUGCAGUGUUUGUGGGAAAUGCUUUAGCCGCAAAUUUAUCCUCAUUCAACAUCAGAGAGUUCACACUGGAGAAAGACCUUAUGAGUGCGGUGAAUGUGGAAAGUCCUUUACACGCAAAUCUGACCUCAUUCAACACCAGAGAAUUCAUACUGGCACAAGACCUUAUGAGUGCAGUGAAUGUGGGAAGUCCUUUAGACAGCGCUCUGGACUUAUUCAACACCGUCGAGUUCAUUCUGGAGAAAAGCCUUAUGAGUGUGGUGAAUGCAGGAAAUCCUUUAGCCAAAGUGCUAGCCUCAUUCAACACCAGAGAGUUCAUACAGGAGAGAAGCCUUAUGAGUGUAGUGAAUGUGGGAAGUCCUUUAGCCAAAGCUCUAGCCUCAUUCAACACCAGAGAGGUCACACUGGUGAAAGGCCUUAUGAGUGCAAUGAAUGUGGGAAACCCUUUACCCACAAAUCUGAUCUCAUUCAACACCAGAGAGUUCAUACUGGAGAGAGACCUUAUGUGUGUAGUGAAUGUGGAAAACCUUUUAGCCGCAAAUCUAAUCUCCUUAGACACCAGAGAGUUCACACUGGAGAAAAGCCUUAAAUGUGCUGAGAAUGCACAAAAGACUUCAGUUAUGAACGCAUACUUGUUCAGCACCAGAGAGCCCUCACUAGAGAAAAAUGCUACAUGUGCAGUGAAUGUGGAAAAUCUUACAGCAAAAGCUACAGCCUUAAUGACCAUUGGAGAGUUCACACUGGGGAAAAGCCCUAUGAGUGUGGAGAAUGUGGGAAGUCCUUUAGGCAAAGCUCUAGCCUCAUUCAACACCGGAGAGUUCACACUGGAGCAAGGCCUCACGAAUGUGACGAAUGUGGAAAAUUAUUUAGCAACAAGUCCAACCUUAUUAAGCAUCGCAGAAUUCACACUGGAGAAAGGCCAUAUGAGUGUAGUGAAUGUGGGAAAUCCUUUAGUGAAAGCUCUGCACUCCUUCAACACCGAAGUGUUCACACUGGAGAAAGGCCUUACGAGUGCAGUGAAUGUGGGAAAUUCUUUACCUACCACUCCAGUCUCAUAAAACACCAGAGAGUUCACUCUGGGUCAAGGCCCUAUGCAUGCACUGAAUGUGGAAAGUCCUUUACUCAAAACUCCAGCCUCAUUGAACACCGUAGAGUUCAUAGUGGAGAAAGACCUUAUAAGUGCAGUGAAUGUGCAAAAUCUUUUAGUCAAAGCUCUGCACUUCUUCAACAUCGGAGAGUUCACACUGGAGAAAGGCCUUAUGAAUGCAGCGAAUGUGGGAAAUUCUUUACUUACAGCUCCAGUCUCUUAAAACACCAGAGAGUUCACACUGGAUCAAGGCCCUAUGAGUGUAGUGAAUGUGGGAAAUCUUUUACUCAGAACUCCAGCCUCAUCAAACACCAGCGAGUUCACACUGGAGAAAGGCCUUAUGAAUGCAGCGAAUGUGGGAAAUCUUUUAGCCACAGCUCUAGCCUCAUUAAACACCAGAGAGUUCACACUGGAUGAAGGCCUUAUGAGUGCAGCGUGGAUGAUUCUUUAUCCAUAGCUCCAACAUCAGUGACCACUAGGGUGUUCAGAGUGGAGAAGGGCUUUAUGAGUAUUGGAGUGUGGGAAAUUAUUUACCUUCGACUCCAGGCUCUUAAAACAUCAUAACGUCACAUUGGAUGAAGGCCUUAUGACAGGCUGAUGUGGGAAAUAGUUUACCAAGGUCUAGCCUCAUUAAACUCAAGAGAAUUCCAAUAGAGAUAGGCCUUAUUAGUGCAGUGAAUGUGAGAAGGCCUUUAGCUGAAGAAAUUAACUUCACUGGCUAGCACAGAGCUGCCUUAACUGCGCAGCUGUGUUUCUUUGUUCAGUGCAACAAUACUGGAGGAGAUCCCUUACAAAGAUGCCUUUUGCUCUUAUUGCAUCUCAUACAUCUGAACAUCCACAUAAAUUUCAGGUAUGUGGGAACUGCAUCGUACUUUUUAACGUGCCCAGGGCCAUUGCCAGAUUUAUGUCGCUGCCAGUUCUAUAGCAGCCAUUUCAACUCGACCUGAUUGGUGAUCUCAGUGGGCAACAUUUACUCAUCCCAUAACGUUCAGGGACGUAAACUUCAGUGUUCUCCCAUUUGUGGGACGAUCCAUGAGUAGCUUCUUUGAUGAGUUAGGGCAUGGACCUUACCCAGUUUGGUCUAGAAGAUUCUGUUAGACAUUUGAAAAGAUGGAAUAUAUUUUUAAGGGAUAUUGUUGGUCUCACAUGAGUCCUGUGAUGGCAUUUUUCAGUUUCCAAGUCACUAGCCCAGGGACUGUGCCUCCUGUUGCCCUUGUUUGUACAACAAUAAAGGUUUUAUGGUUUAAGCCACCAUUAAUCUUGGGGGUUCUAUUCACUGUAUGGGGUGACUUGAAAUUAACUGGGUUUGCUAGCAUGAAGGAGUGAACAGGUUUGGUUGGGAUCCCAAACUUUAUGUACCUCAGAGGGUACAGUGAUGGCACAAUAUACCUCUUCGGUUUUGGCCUAGUUUGCAUUGCAUUGCCUUUAAGGAAAGAUUGCAGAGCAGCUUUGUAGUCCUAAUUUGUAGCUUGGAUGCCAUGGUAUUUUGUAGAUUCAGAGUUCAACCUGAGGAGGGGGUUGUUGUGACAACCUUCAGUGCUUCUGAGAGCAACAUGAACUUGUGGAGACAUUGCAUCAUGCUCAGCACUGGUGAGGGACCGCCUGCCCCCCAGGUCCUACAGUGGAGCCAUGGGCUCUGAUGUUCUGAAGUCUAUAGGGUAACAUUUGAUAGCUUUAAGAUUAUAGGGACCUAAGGAAUGAUCAUUGUUACAGAAACACUGGAUUAAUAGGAAGUAGUGAAGACUGACACAAACUGGUUGGCCUGUGCCUCUUUUAAAGGGGCAUCCACAGUAUUCCAGUCACAAUGGCUGUGAAGGAUGAGCAGGUUCAGAAAUUCUCAGGCCCUCCACAACUGUAUGUCUGUGGCUGAGGGCCCUGUUAGAAAAUAAACUAAAUGUUUUGUGGAUUCCUGUGGCCCCUCUGGGCUGGCCAUUGCUGUGCAGGAAAAUGACAGAAGGGGAAGCUCAGCCCAGCAAUGUGGUCUUUGUGACCCAGCUUAUGUUCUUGUUGAAGAAAUUGGAAACCACUUUCAUUCUCACCUGUUUUUUCUGCCACUUGAGGCAGUGCCCCCCGCUCUCGUGAGGAGAGAGAAUAUGGCCAUUAUGGUUGCCAAACCGGAUUUUCUAAAAAGUAGGAAAUCCAGACUUUAAUGUGAACCAUAUUUUUAAGUUUUAAUGAGGUAUAAAUGACAUGCAAUAACCUGUCCAUAUUUAAACCAUACAAUUUUGUAAGUUUUGACAUCCAUAUAAAUCCAUGAAACCAUCAAUCAUAAUAAUAAAUCCAUCACCCCCAUAUUUACCUUGUGUCCUUUGAUAAUCUCUGACCUCUGGGCAGCCAUUGAUUUGUUUUUUGUUAUAAUAGAUUAAUUUGAAUUUCUACCAUUUUAUAUGAUUGAAAUUAUAAACUGUUCAAUCUUUUCCUUGGAUUCCCUUAUGUGACAUUUUGAAAGUCAUCAAAGGUGCUUAUAUGAGUAGUUCAUUCUUUUUUUGUCAUUUGGAAGUAUAUUACAUCAAUGUACCACGAUUCAUCUGCUUAUGGGUAUUGUUUCCAAUUUCAGCCAUUGCAAAUACAACUGCUACAGAAGAAAUUGUACACAAUUCUCCAUACUGAUGUUUCCUUUCUCUUAAGACCUUGAAGUGCAGUCAAUACCUGAAUCAGAAUGUAGGUAAAUAUGUAACUAAGAAAUACCAAAUUAAAAGGAUUAUUCUUUUUGUGUUCCUACCAGCAGUGUAUGUGAGUUCCAGUUUUCCCAUAGCCUUGCUAAUAGUGAAUAUGGCUUUUACAAUUUUGACCCUUUUAGUAAAUAUGUAGCAGUAUCUCACUCUGGUUUUAGUUGCAUUUCCUCAACAUUUUGCGAUGUUGAGCCUAGCUAGUAUACAAGAAAUAUGGGAGAAGGGUAAGUGUGUUAAACAGUAUAAAGAAUCAACAAGCCAAAUCUAGAUUGUGGCAAAUUCUAAUGGACAGCAGUGUUAGCAACUUCAUCAAGGGAAUAAGAAUUAAGUGAUAAUGGUACAUAUAGGUUAAAAGACUUUGCAUUGAUUGCAAUCAAUCUGCAUUAAAUAAUGAAUACAACUAACAAAAUUCAGCACUUACAGCAACUUAUCAUAAUUUUAAAUAUUUUUAUGUUCCAAAGUUACUGUAGUUGCAUAAGAACCUUUACAUUUUAGAAACACAUUCUGAAGGAGUUAUGUGUGAAAUGACAUGUCUGGGAUUAUAAAGAAACCACUAAAGGCAUGGGAUACAUGAAACAAGAAUGGUAUAAGAUGACAAAUAAUGACAGAAUAAUGACUUCCUGAUAGUCUUUUCCAUGUUUAGAUAUAUUUGAAAAUAGCUCUUACAAAAGGUAGCAUAUAUUCUGUUAUGAGUAAUUUUAUAAUGGUGAGAAGGAAAAAUUUAAAAGGGCAGGAAUAAACUUUUAGUUUUAAUAGUAUGUAAACAUCAAAAUGUAUAUUUUAAAUAUGAGCAGUUUAAGUCCAUUAUGCCUGAAUUAAACUGUCUAAAAACCAA